Scomber scombrus (Atlantic mackerel) is the source of this 1463-nucleotide messenger RNA. RefSeq names its product SH3 domain binding glutamate-rich protein like (gene sh3bgrl). The record is from RefSeq and is a predicted model, not a curated record. Gene Ontology annotation, cellular component: cytoplasm. The transcript has 4 exons. Lineage: Eukaryota; Metazoa; Chordata; Actinopteri; Scombriformes; Scombridae. The coding region runs from base 183 to 566 and encodes 127 amino acids.
GGACAUAUUUUGAGAGCCCAGACCCUGCUUUUCCCUUUCACUCCCCCAUCUCUUUCUCUCAUUCAAUGCAUGGAGCUCAGAUUUGAAAGCUGGCGCGGGAGUCUCUGAGAAGGGGGAGGGACCUGCGGGGCUCACGGGCGCCACCGAGCGGCAGAGCCACGCCAUCGCAGCCAUUUGGGACUAUGAACAAAGAGAGAAAAUAUAUAAUUUUACCGAAACGAGACGGCGAAUGUUUGUUUUUGUGGCCAAAAUGCAAAGAAAAGAUUAAAAAGCAGCAGCAGGAUGUGAUGGGCUUCCUAGCGGCCAAUAAGAUCGAGUUUGAGGAGUGUGACAUUGCGGCCAACGAGGCCAACAGGAAGUGGAUGAGAGAGAAUGUCCCAGAGGAGUCCAGGCCGGCCACGGGGAACCCUCUCCCCCCACAGAUAUUCAAUGAAAUCAAAUAUUGCGGGAACUAUGAGGCCUUCUUCGAUGCCAGAGAGGACAACGCUGUGUAUGCAUUUCUAGGGCUGACUGCUCCCCCAGGCUCGAAGGAGGCCGAGGCUCUAGCAAAGAAAGCACAGCAGUAGCUUUACACCCAGUUUUACCUGAGACCUCAGGCCUAGACCCAGACCCAGACCUGGACCCAGACUGACCUGAAGCAACAUUUCACUCAACUUGUAAAUCUGUGGGAUUUUUUUUCUUUUCUAAACUCAGUAUGUUUUUUUUAUUAAUCUAUGUUCAGUUGUGCCUUGUCAGCUGUAGCGAAAGGAGGUACAAAAGCAGAGCAUUAUGGGUAUCUUAAGAACAGCUCUGCUUCCUCCCAUUAACCUCAGCCUGCUAAGCCUAUUGGCCUAAUGUCAUGUCAAUCAACCAUUAGCAUGAACGUAAACAGAAUGACAUUCUGUGUAGCUUCGACACAUCAUCAGACUCAACAAAACGUACACACUUUGAAAAUUGUAACAGACCCAUCAUUUGGCCCUCAUUACCCCAUCUAAUGUUAACAUUACAUCAUAAAGAAGUUGCUGCCAUUUAUUUAACUCAUCAGGUUUAAUCGGUACAUAGUAAUAUCAGUCUUUGUUGAAUCCUGAAAACAUUGAUGCAAAUAUUGUGCUCCUGUCAGUCACGUCAUCGCCAAAACUGCAGCACUUUCUGUAGGAGUUACAUAUUACAAUCCAAUUCUUUAUGUUUUUAUUUACUAUUAUAUUGUCUUAAUGCUGUUUUAAUAGCAAACUUUUUUCUACGAGAUGAUAUAUGUUUAAAAAUGACAAAAUUUACAAGUCUGCAAACCUUAACUGAUGUGAAAUAGUUUUUUUUUAUUUGCUGUUUUUUUCCCAUCUUUUUGUUUUGUUUAGUUAUUUAGGGGAGCUGGACAGCUGUUCCAUUUUGCUAUAAGCAUCCCGUUUCACACUGUGUCGGUAAUCCCUGUCUUACAUAAGUUGAUAUCUUCCCUAAAAUAAAAUAAAAAUAUAACUGCAAACCUGACU